Messenger RNA from Anas platyrhynchos (mallard), 2881 nucleotides. NCBI's taxonomy places the organism in Eukaryota, Metazoa, Chordata, Aves, Anseriformes, Anatidae. The record is from RefSeq and is a predicted model, not a curated record.
CCGUUGCCAUGGCGGCCGCGGCUCCGGCGUGAGGCGAUGGCGGCGCCCGAGGGCAGGGAGGCGGCGGGGCUGGAGCUGCGGGCGGCCAUCGGCUUCAACGGUCAUAUCCCAUUUGGCCUGAUCUGCCACCCAAACAAGGAGCACCUUCUCUACCCGCUGGGAUGUACCGUGGUUAUUCAAGAGUUGGCCAGCAAGAAGCAGGCGUUCUUGCACGGCCACACCAACAACGUCUCCUGCAUCGUUGUCUCAAGGAGCGGUACGUUUGUGGCCUCUGGACAAGUCACCUUCAUGGGCUUCAAGGCAGACAUCAUUUUGUGGAAUUUUUGGAAGAAGGAGUUACUUGCUCGGCUGUCCCUUCAUAAGGGUAAAAUCGAAGGACUAGCGUUCUCUCCAAACGAACUUUAUCUUGUGUCACUGGGAGGCCAGGACGAUGGCAGCGUGGUUGUGUGGGACAUCCUAACGAGAGAGGCUGUCUGCGGGAGCCCUGCCUCGGCCCGGAGCGCGGGCAAUACAACCAUUGUCGAGUGCUCUAGAUGCAGAGACGAGAUGUUUGUUACUGCUGGAAAUGGGACCAUUCGAGUGUGGGAACUGGAUCUACCAAACAGAAAAAUCCGACCAACUGAAUGCCAGACAGGGCAACUGAGAAGAGUGAUCACAAGUCUUAAGAUAGCAGAUGACGAUAACUAUUUUUACGCUGGCACAUCAAGUGGUGAUAUCCUGAAAGUGAACACAAACAACAAGCUGAUGACGGAGUAUGGGCCUAAAGAGAAGUUUAGCUUGGGAAUCACAGCUUUGAUUUUGCUGAAGACGGGAGAUUUAAUAGUCGGCACCGGAGAAGGGAUUGUGGCGCUCUGUAAAGGGUCAAACUACAAAGCAAUGAAGAGGAUUCAAGUUCAAGGUGGUGUCACUUCCCUGACAUGCAGAGGCGAGGGGCACCAGUUCUUUGUGGGGACAGACAUGUGCCAGAUGUAUCGAAUUAACUACACUGCCUUUAAAGAGGAGCUGAUUGCUGCCUGUCAUAAUGAAGCCGUUAACGACAUCGUUUUUCCUGUGGGAACUUCCGACUUGUUUGCCACCUGCUCCAAAAAUGACAUUCGUGUGUGGCACACCCCGGAAAACAGGGAGCUGCUGCGGAUUGUCAUCCCCAACAUGACCUGCUAUGCCAUAGAGUUCAUGAAGGAUGGCAAGAGCAUCAUUUCAGCUUGGAACGAUGGAAAAAUCCGUGCCUUCAUGCCAGAGACUGGACGGCUAAUGUAUGUGAUUAACAAUGCCCAUAGUUUGGGAGUGACAGCAAUUGCUGCUACAAAUGACUGUAAAAGGAUCGUUAGUGGAGGAGGUGAAGGGCAGGUAAUAUUUUGCUUUAAAAACCCAGAGCAGCUUUGUGCUCUCAUCACAGGACCUGGGAAAAUUGUCUGUAACUGCUUAGUCAGAGAGUGGAUCUGGGCAAUUGGUGAGAAGACUCGCAAACUGGAAGCAGUUCUGAAGGAGCACAUAUCUACUGUGUCUUGCAUUAAGCUUAAGAAGAAUGACCAAGAGUGUGUCACAGCCAGCCUCGAUGGAACGUGCAUCAUCUGGGAUAUUGUGCGUUCUGUAAGAAAACAAAUGAUUCUAGCCAACACAUUGUUCAAAUGUGUGUGUUACCAUCCUGAAGAGUAUCAGCUAAUCACCAGUGGGACAGACAGAAGGAUUGCAUACUGGGAAGUGUUUGAUGGCUCUGCGAUCAGAGAUUUGGAAGGCUCGCUGUCGGGCUCCAUCAAUGGGAUGGACAUCACGUCAGAUGGGGCGUACUUUGUCACAGGUGGUGAUGACCAUCUGGUGAAAAUGUGGGACUACAAGGAGGGUACAGUGACUCAUGUUGGAGUGGGCCACAGUGGCAACAUCACCCGUCUCAAGAUCUGCCCUGGGAACAAGUACAUCGUGAGUGUGAGUGCAGAUGGUGCCAUCCUGCUCUGGAAAUACCCAGACUUUCCCUAACAGCUGGCACAGGAGCUGCUGGGCUGCUUCUUCCUUGGCCCAUCCUAAAGGUCCUUUCUGCUUACAGAUAAGGUUGUUUUAAAGCAUUUGUACUGUUAGAGGAGAGAACCAUUUUUCUACUCUCUGGUAUGAAUUUACCAGAUCCUCCAGAUGUCCUUUUUAGCACUGAAUGAAUAGGUCUGAUUAUUUUUAUUUUUUCGGGGGGGCUAAGAAUUUCCUCUUCCUCUUAGUUUGGAGUGGAAGUAUUCAUCACUUCUGAAAAUCAUCCCGGCUGUUGUAACACUGGUGUUUUGUUACUGCCACCUUUUCUGACAGUCUCUUAGCCUAUUCUUGCUUGUGUGACUGCUCAUUUGUGUGCUCUCUCUCUUGUUCUUCCCUGCCCCCUUCUGUCCCUUUCUUUAAUGAAUAACUUGUUGUGUAAAUUCAGUCUUCUGUGUUCAUUUUAAUUUGUCGGGUGUUGAUUAAGGAGAAAGCCCUCAGCUCCAACUCAAGUGUUUAACUAGGAGGCUCUUUUGACUCAAGCUUUUAAAUCAAUGUUCUCCAAGGAAUGCCAGGUCUUUUGGGCUUCUUCAUUUGCAGUGUCCAAUCUAAAACUCUGUUCAGAGGCCUGAUUUUCAAAAGUGAGAGCGCAAUCGUUUCUAGAAAUGCCUGGAUGUCUCCAGCUGGACACAUACAAAUUCCCCGUCAUUGCCCUAAUUUUUCAAGCAGGCUCCAAAUAGCACAAAAUAUGUAUUCUGUCCGAGAAUGAGUAUCUGGUAUCACGUCUGGCAUUAUAGCCAACAGCUCUCGAGAUACUGUUUGUUUAAAGAUCAGCGUAGGCAGCCAGUCUGUGAAGUGAUGCAAGUGAAGUAAAUAUUUCUCCUGCAGGCACUGCGAAUUCUGUACAUAAAUUGAAAUUGUAGCAAAA